CCGGAAAGCCCUAGCCGGCACGCUUCUCGUUUAUAAAGAAUGAGGUUACUGAGGCUCUCUGUUGCCCUAAAUCUCCUCGUUGCUUUACUGUUGGUCCUCUUACCUCUCUCCGUUUCCUUGUGUUGCGGCUAGGGUUCUUCAGCAACUCUGUCUUGGACUUCUAAGCCUCAAUAAUGGGUAAGGAGAAGUUUCACAUCAACAUUGUGGUCAUUGGCCAUGUCGACUCUGGAAAGUCAACAACCACUGGCCAUCUUAUCUACAAGCUAGGAGGCAUUGACAAGCGUGUUAUUGAGAGAUUUGAGAAGGAAGCUGCUGAGAUGAACAAGAGGUCGUUCAAGUAUGCCUGGGUGUUGGACAAGCUCAAGGCUGAGCGCGAACGUGGUAUCACCAUUGACAUUGCCUUGUGGAAGUUUGAGACUACAAAGUACUAUUGCACGGUGAUUGAUGCCCCCGGACAUCGUGACUUCAUCAAGAACAUGAUCACUGGCACCUCCCAGGCGGACUGUGCAGUCCUCAUUAUUGAUUCUACCACUGGUGGUUUUGAAGCUGGUAUUUCCAAGGAUGGUCAGACCCGUGAACAUGCGUUGCUUGCUUUCACCCUUGGUGUCAGGCAAAUGAUAUGCUGCUGCAACAAGAUGGAUGCGACAACUCCAAAGUAUUCCAAGGCAAGGUAUGAUGAAAUUGUGAAGGAAGUCUCUUCCUACAUGAAGAAGGUAGGAUACAACCCUGAUAAGAUCCCAUUUGUCCCCAUCUCUGGUUUUGAAGGAGACAACAUGAUUGAGAGAUCUACAAACCUGGACUGGUACAAGGGGCCAACCCUCCUCGAGGCGCUUGACAUGAUCCAUGAACCCAAGAGGCCCUCCGACAAGCCACUCCGUCUCCCACUCCAGGACGUGUACAAAAUUGGUGGCAUUGGAACUGUGCCAGUGGGGCGUGUGGAGACUGGUGUUCUGAAGCCUGGCAUGGUGGUGACCUUCGGACCCUCUGGACUGACAACUGAAGUUAAGUCUGUGGAGAUGCACCAUGAAGCUCUCCAGGAGGCCCUGCCGGGUGACAAUGUCGGCUUCAACGUGAAGAACGUGGCCGUGAAGGAUCUGAAGCGUGGGUUUGUGGCUUCAAACUCAAAGGAUGAUCCUGCCAAGGGGGCUGCUAGCUUUACGUCUCAGGUUAUCAUUAUGAACCACCCUGGCCAGAUUGGAAACGGUUAUGCACCAGUUCUUGACUGCCACACCUCUCAUAUUGCUGUCAAGUUUGCGGAGCUGCUGACCAAGAUUGACAGGCGAUCUGGCAAGGAGCUUGAGAAGGAGCCUAAAUUCUUGAAAAAUGGGGAUGCCGGUCUUGUGAAGAUGAUCCCGACCAAGCCCAUGGUGGUGGAAACAUUCUCCGAAUAUCCCCCUCUUGGACGGUUCGCUGUUAGGGACAUGAGGCAGACCGUGGCCGUUGGUGUGAUCAAGAGUGUUGACAAGAAGGAUCCUACUGGAGCCAAGGUCACCAAGGCUGCUGCAAAGAAGGGUGCCAAGUGAACCGUGCAGGGUUUGGUUGCUUCCGCAAAUGGAGUUUACUAUUAUUAUACAAAUAAAUUGUGUCUUAAAAGCUCGGUAUUUCAUUAUAUUGCCUUAGUUAGGCUGUCGUGUUUUUUGUGUUGCAGUUUUAUUCCUUCUUGGUCUUGCAGCCAAUCCCAGAAUUGGGUGCUUGAUCGGCGGUGGCGGAACCUAUUUCACGACUCCCUGGUAUUUUUGGUGCAUGUCUUUUACUAGGUUUUAUUUUGAGGUUCUUUGGUUUCCUGAAGAAUCUUAAAACAAAUUUUUGUGCCUUUUCUUAAAGGAGUCUUUAUUGCCAUAUUGAAUUGUUGGGUUCUUGCGAAAUUUAUCUGCUGCAUUUGCAGGUUUUGUUU
Molecule: messenger RNA, 1894 nt
Organism: Diospyros lotus (date-plum)
Lineage: Eukaryota; Viridiplantae; Streptophyta; Magnoliopsida; Ericales; Ebenaceae
Product: elongation factor 1-alpha
Exons: 3
Coding region: 174-1523 (449 amino acids)
Biological process (GO): translational elongation; translation
Molecular function (GO): translation elongation factor activity; GTP binding; GTPase activity
Source: RefSeq, a predicted model, not a curated record